GUAUCGUCAGUUACUACCAAGUUGGCACGUUGUUCUCUUCGUCGUUAUAAUAACAGAGUAACCUGUAGUAAGAUGAUAACAAGACUGUUCCUCUUUGAUAAUGACUUCCACUGCUACACCGGUUUUAUCGAAAGCUCAGCAAAGAAAGUCCCUGUCAGCUAAGAAGGGCCCAAUCAAAGGUUUGAAAAAUGUCUUGGCUCAACCGUACGAAAACUAUUGGCCACUUCUAAAAAAUGACGAAGGUGCGACUUUGGAAAAGCUUCUACAAAGAUUAUUACCGGUUUUGAAACGUUCUGAAAGUAAAGUACCAUGGAGUCAACUACGCAAAGUGAAAAAGGAGGAAAGAGCAGCAGCAAGACGAGCUGCACAGGUUAAUUCCGAUAGCAAUUAUGAUGAAGUUGCUGCGAAAUCUGUUGUAUUUGGAGUUAACGCUGUCACAAGGCUGCUGGAGAAGGACAAUGCCUCCUGCAUUUUGCUUGAUGGCAACGUAGAUCCUUCUUUACUUGUUAAACAUGUUGUUGUUAUGGCUAAAAACAAAGAUAUUCCUGUUAUUUUGUUAUCAUUUUUAAAAAGAGUGACAUUGGAAACUAUUGGAUUUGCGUCAGCAGCUAUUGGCUUGAAGAAAGAUGUGAAGGAUACAGCUGAUAAUUAUUUUUUCACACUACUUGAAAAAGUAUCUGAAUUAUCAUCAGAUUUGUCAAGGUCUAAAACACCUGUUGCCUUAUUUCAAGAAAACACACAGGUGGAUGACGAGGAAAAUAAAAUCCAAGUAAAGGAUGAGCCUAUGGAAGAGGAUAUAAAAAAAGAUGCAAAACCACACACAGUAUCUACUGAUGUCUACUUGUACAGAACAUCGAAGAAAGAAAGAGUUUUUCAACCAGCAAAUGCAUCCAAAGAGAAACCAAAUAUUGAUAAAAGUUGGUGUGAUUAUAUUGCUUUGGAUAAUGAUGGAUUCAAUUUGGAUGAAAGACCAGCCAAGGUACCGUUAAGAUUUUUUGAAAGUGUGAAUUCUGAUAAAUGCAAUAAUAGUGAUAGUGACAAAGUACAAAGAAAAACGACCAAGAAGAGAACAGGUGAGUCACACGAUAGAGUUAGUUACAAACCAUUAAAAGUGAAACGUUUAAAAGGUAAUGAAUCAAGGACUAAAGCCAUUAGGCCUCCAAAAGUAAAAAAGAAGUAACACUGUUGUAUAGUUCUUUUUUAUAAAUAAAGGACUGUUGUAUUUUUUAUACAAAAAUUUUACACUAUUUACAGUAAUAUCUUACAGUUAUAUAUUUUUAAUUUUAUAAAUAUCGAAUGCCUUAGAGUGCUAGGAUGGUAUCAAACAGGUAGGGUUGAACUGACUGAUGACCUGAACAUUCUCGUAAAAAACAUCAGUCCUGUUGUGCCACCAGGUAUAUGACUUAUCAAAAAUGUCAACAUUGCGAUCAAUUGACAUACCGCACACAAGACAGUCAGCGACGUAGAUUGUAGAUGAAGAGCAAAGUACAGUGUACCGGUUAAUGUGACGAUAUAAAUAAUAGAAAAGCAUCUUCUCUCGGCUGAGAAGAGGGACUUUAUGUAGCUCAUA
This is a messenger RNA of Nasonia vitripennis (jewel wasp), 1570 nucleotides long. RefSeq lists its product as uncharacterized. Gene Ontology annotation, cellular component: ribonuclease MRP complex; fibrillar center; nucleolar ribonuclease P complex. The record is from RefSeq and is a predicted model, not a curated record. The transcript has 5 exons. Gene Ontology annotation, biological process: tRNA 5'-leader removal. NCBI's taxonomy places the organism in Eukaryota, Metazoa, Arthropoda, Insecta, Hymenoptera, Pteromalidae. Bases 101 to 1180 code for a protein of 359 amino acids. Gene Ontology annotation, molecular function: ribonuclease P activity; ribonuclease P RNA binding.